Daucus carota subsp. sativus is the source of this 1410-nucleotide messenger RNA. RefSeq names its product very-long-chain enoyl-CoA reductase. The transcript is spliced from 4 exons. The coding region runs from base 192 to 1121 and encodes 309 amino acids. Lineage: Eukaryota; Viridiplantae; Streptophyta; Magnoliopsida; Apiales; Apiaceae. Gene Ontology annotation, biological process: very long-chain fatty acid biosynthetic process. Gene Ontology annotation, molecular function: protein binding; oxidoreductase activity, acting on the CH-CH group of donors. The record is from RefSeq and is a predicted model, not a curated record.
GGGCCUAUCCUAAACCCCCAACUGUAUUUUACCCUUCACCCAUCACAAUAAAUAUAAUUGAUUAUAUCUACAUUUUUCUAUCAGUCUUGUUCGCUUAGAUCUUGUUCACUGAAUCUUGUUCUUUAAAUUCUUCAAAAGGGUCUCCUCAAAACUGCAAAUCUUGAACUGGGUCACUCUCAUUUUCGGAGAAUAUGAAGGUCACUGUCACUACACGAAGUGGUAGAGAGCUCAUCAAGGGUCAGCUUGAGCUCAAUGAUUCUGCUACUGUGACUGAUCUGCAGGAGGCAAUUCAUAAGCGGACCAAGAAAUACUAUCCCUCCAGACAGAGGCUAACCCUCCCGAUUAAACCUGGCUCAAAGGAGAAGCCUACUGUUCUUCAGUCUAAGAAAAGUCUCAAAGAGUAUACUGAUGGCAAUAUAGACCAAUUAACAAUAGUGUUCAAGGACUUAGGUCCUCAAGUUUCAUAUCCUAUACUCUUCUUUUGGGAAUACUUGGGUCCUCUUCUUAUCUAUCCAAUCUUUUACUUCUUCCCUGUAUACCAAUACCUUGGAUUCAAAGGGGAGCGUGUAAUCCACCCCGUUCAAACUUAUGCCUUGUAUUACUGGUGCUUCCACUACUUUAAACGGAUCAUGGAAACAUUUUUUGUCCAUCGUUUCAGCCAUGCAACAUCACCACUUUCGAAUGUGUUUCGAAACUGUGCUUAUUACUGGUCUUUUGGUGCUUACAUUGCUUACUAUGUCAAUCACCCUCUGUAUACACCAGUAACUGACCUUCAAAUGAAAAUUGGAUUUGGUUUUGGUAUCCUUUGUCAAGUUUCCAACCUCUAUUGCCAUAUAAUACUGAGGAACCUUCGGGGUGACGGAAGUGGAGGCUAUCAGAUCCCAAGUGGAUUUUUGUUCAAUAUUGUGACUUGUGCAAAUUACACCACAGAAAUAUAUCAGUGGCUGGGCUUCAAUAUUGCAACACAGACUGUUGCAGGCUAUGUCUUUUUGUUUGUUGCUGCUUUUAUCAUGACGAACUGGGCUCUUGCAAAGCACCGUCGUUUAAAGAGGCUCUUUGACGGGAAGGAAGGCCGACCUAAGUAUCCCAGAAGAUGGGUGAUACUACCCCCAUUUCUGUAAGCGGUUAUCGACCUUGAGACUAAUCUCUUCGGUUCAGAGAUCAGGAUUCAGCAAAACUCAAAUGUAACCUUUGCUCGUUAUUGCAGUAGUUUACGGUUGAAAACUUUGUCAGGGAUUUAAGGAUUAAGGAUUUGCCCUUUUUAUUGAUUAUCAUGAUUGCUUAUAUAUUCAUAGACAUUGUAUUUGUAGUGGACAAACAGUUCCAUCUCCAUUAAAAUUGCUUGAGACUAUCUUUAAUGUAUGAAAUUACUUCCUUCUCAAAUUCAAAUGCUCAGCUUAUUGGUACUCA